Mesocricetus auratus (golden hamster) is the source of this 4961-nucleotide messenger RNA. RefSeq names its product cyclin T2 (gene Ccnt2). The record is from RefSeq and is a predicted model, not a curated record. The transcript has 5 exons. Bases 536 to 2248 code for a protein of 570 amino acids. Gene Ontology annotation, cellular component: cyclin/CDK positive transcription elongation factor complex; nucleus. Gene Ontology annotation, molecular function: cyclin-dependent protein serine/threonine kinase activator activity. Lineage: Eukaryota; Metazoa; Chordata; Mammalia; Rodentia; Cricetidae. Gene Ontology annotation, biological process: positive regulation of DNA-templated transcription, elongation; regulation of transcription by RNA polymerase II.
GUCAUUCCUAUUGGGAAGAAUAUGGGGUAGGAGAAGGGGAGGGAAAACUGUUUCGUGUUUUAAGAAACUAGUUAAAAAUUGCUUUCCUGUUGAACCAGUAUCAGAAGCAUCCUUAUUCCCCCCUAGAAUACUCCUCUUUCUAGGUAUUAUCUCUAAUUGGAGUCUGUAAGUUUACAAAAAGAGUGUAGUGGGGCUUCCUACAUUCUGUUACUGUGUAAUACCGUGGUAAAGAACUGAGGUUGUGCUCUGAGUUUGGGGUGGGGGUUGUUUUGAUCUAUUUGAAGGAAAUUUAAGCCAGCCUAAAUAUGACAGGAUUAAGUUUGGCAGGCAACUCUUUACAUUUUGUAUUAGACUUCAAAAAUCUUUUCUUCUUCUUCUUUUUGUUUUGUUUUGUUUUGUUUUUUUAAUCCAGGAGAAUGCUUUAUUUCAACUUUUAGCUGACUAGAUGCUUAACUUAGUAACAAGUUUAGCCUAGCUAAAAGCAAAUCGGCUUGUUUCUCAGAUCUAUGGGGGAUAGCAAGAAACAUUUGAGUGAAUGUUGUUGAAGAUUUUCAGUAGUAUAGAAAAUGAUGGCGCUCUUGUGAUAUUUGUAAGUACAAGCAAGGAUUUGGCACAGACAUCCUAUUUCAUGGCUACCAACAGUUUGCAUCUUACGACCUUCUGUCUUCAGUACAAACCCACGGUGAUAGCAUGUGUGUGCAUUCAUUUGGCUUGCAAAUGGUCCAAUUGGGAGAUCCCUGUGUCAACUGAUGGAAAGCACUGGUGGGAAUAUGUGGACCCUACAGUUACCCUAGAGCUGCUAGAUGAGCUAACACAUGAGUUUCUACAAAUAUUGGAGAAAACGCCUAGUAGGUUGAAGAGGAUUCGAAACUGGAGGGCUAUGGCUAAGAAACCAAAAGUAGAUGGACAAGUAUCAGAGACACCACUGCUUGGUUCAUCUUUGGUCCAGAAUUCCCUUUUAGUAGAUAGUGUCACUGGUGUGCCUGCCAACCCAAGUUUCCAGAAACCUUCAACAUCAGCAACAUUUCCUGCUCCAAUACCUCUAAAUUCAGGAAAUACUUCUGUUCAAGACAGCCGUGCAUCUGAUAAUUUGUCAGUGCUGGCAGCAGGAAUGCCCAGUACCUCGUACAGUUUGUCGUCACACCAAGAAUGGCCUCAACAUCCAGAUUCAGCCAGGACAGACCCAGUAUACACACAGAAACAGGAGGCCACACUGUCUGGGAGCCAGUACAUCAGUUUCCAGCAGGGACCUUCAGUGACACUGCAUUCGGGAUUACAUCACAGGCCAGACAAAAUUGCUGAUCAUUCAUCAGCUAAGCAAGAAUACGCUCACAAAUCUGGUAGCAGUAAGCACCAUGGGCCCAUUCCUGCUGCUCCUGGAGUGGUUCCUCAGAAAAUGUCUUUAGAUAAGUACAGAGAAAAGCGGAAGCUGGAAACCCUUGACCUGGACACAAGGGAUCAUUAUAUAGCUGCCCAGGCAGUCGCAGGCAGCUCUGUCACUUCUCCCAUUAAAAUGAAACUUCCCAUCACCAACUCUGACAAACCUGAGAAACACAUGGCAGAGAAAAAGGAAAAGAGCGGCUCACUGAAGUUACGGAUUCCUAUCCCACCCCCUGAUAAAGGUCCCAGUAAAGAAGAGCUGAAGAUGAAGAUCAAAGUGUCAUCCUCAGAAAGACACAGCUCUUCUGAUGAAGGCAGUGGGAAGAGCAAGCUCUCCAGCCCACACAUCAACAGAGACCACAAGGAGAAGCACAAGGAACACCCCGCCAUCCGCCACCACAGCAGCCACAAGCAUUUGCACAUGCUCAGUGGAGGAGGCAGUAAGCAUGCUGCUGAUGGAAUGCCACCCACUGUGCUGAGGAGUCCUGUGGGCCUGGGCCCUGACGGCCUCUCCUCCAGCUCCAGUGCAAGGAAGAAGCUGCAUAUCAACGAUGCCUCCCACAACCACCACUCCAAAAUGAGCAAAAGUUCCAAAAGUUCAGGUAGUUCAUCUAGUUCUUCCUCUGUUAAGCAGUAUCUGUCCUCUCACAGCUCUGUUUUUAACCAUCCCUUACCCCCUCCUCCCCCUGUCACAUACCAGGUGGGCUACGGACAUCUCAGCACCCUCGUGAAACUGGACAAGAAACCAGUGGAGCCCCACGGUCCUGAGGCCAAUCACGAGUACAAUACAAGCAGCCAGCAUUUGGACUACAAAGACACAUUCGACAUGCUGGACUCGCUGCUAAGUGCCCAAGGAAUGAAUAUGUAAUCAUUUGUUUAGGUCAACUUUUCCUUUCCUUUUUAAUUUAAAAAUGGUUGGAAUGGAAAACUUCCUCCUGAUCCAGCAGUGGUGCCACUGCUUCGUAUUUGUAAGUGCUGCUUUAUUCUUCAUUCUGAAAAGAAGAGAUGAUAGUAAACAAGUCUUUCUCCACAUGAUAGUGUUACCAGUACUGUAAACGCAUGGAAGAUGCAGCUAAGAACAUUAGGAUGAAUGGCUGGCUGCUGCUAGGAAUCUAAGCUGCCUCAAGCUUUUGUUAUUUAUGAUUUGAAUACUGUAGCUGUUUUUUGUUGUUGCUUGGCUUUGAAUGAGUGUCAAUUGUUUUCUUUUGUGUAUUUAUACUUGUAUGUAUGGUUUGCAUGUCUCAGUGAUAAAGGGAUAAAACAGUAUACUGACAACUGUUUACAAGAAAGUGGAGAAAAAUGUACAUACAUUUUUGUAUGUUUAGAUAUUACCAUAAAUACUCAGGAUCGGAGCUGCUUGUAAGUAUAACUAUACAGAAUAACUUUAUUUUCUCUCGUCAGAGUCCAUCACUAAUCUUAAACACAAGUGGCACUUUUUUAUGUUAACCUUAAACUCUAGGCCUUACUGGAAGCCGCUGAGGGGACACUUCACUACUAGACGGGGAUGCGGUGCCACGGGUGGUCCUUAACACUGGGAAGCGCUCAGUUUGCCUUCAGAGGUUCUGACCAGAUUGGCUACAGAAUCAACCCUGAUUUCUGAAGGCCUGAAGAGGAAAAAAGACAAAAGUUUACAAUACACUUGAUGUGAAGUGCAUUUAAAUGUUUGCUGGUUUGUUGCAGUGCUGUAGAAGAACAGUUCAUAAUGGGUAUGAGGGUGACUGUGGCUUAAGUCACAGGAGCUCCCAGUAAAGAAUUUGUCCAUUUCUUCAAGAACUUUGACACUACAGAUUUUAACAGUGAACAGGGAUCACUUUUCCUUUAGCAUUUGCAGUGACACCAUAGUCUUUAAUAAACUCUUCCCAUGGAGAGAGAGUGAGUGAAUAUGUAUUAGUGAGAGAAAUACCAUAUUUCUUUUUCAGGUAAAUGCAGUCUUCCUUAUAAAAAUGAAAUUAAACCUAUGCUCUCUUGAUUCUUUUAUAUUCUGACAAUAAAUAAAAGAAAACCUUGCUGACUGUGCAUUGUACCUGUAUUCAUAGCUUAUGGUCAUUAUCAGGAAAACGUAAGGAAAAAGGCCAGCCUCAGGCAAGCCACUGCUGGAGGCUUUACAUUCGUUUGCACGUCUUAGUAGGUUCUCAUUGAGGUGACGCUUGCACUGUCACCUGACGUCUGGUCAGGGGAUAGGCUAACUUAUCUAAAUUUUGGUGUAAGCACCAAUAGUGUGGCUCUUGUCUGUUGCCUAAUGUUGAAUUUAUUUCUGUGGUAAGUCUUAGCUGUUGAGUCUCUUAAGAUGGGUCGGAUUCAACUUGUAUUGAAUCACAAUUUUCCCCUGUAUAUGAACUGUUAUAAAGCCACUGAUCUGUGCACAAUUGUAAUUUUAUUCAAGUAUGUUGUGGUUGUAAAUAUUAAGAGUUGAGCCUUGUACUCUACUUUUAUUUAGCAAUUACCUAAUUUGCCAGUAGCUGUUUGUUUGUUUCUUUGUUGUUUUUUUUUUUUAAGAAAAUUGUUAUUAUUUUGUCAAUGUUAUUUGAACUUGGGAUGUCAGGAGCCUCUUUGUGGGAACUCUGCUUAGCAGGCUCAUAGUCACUCUGUUCUUUUCUUGUCUUGCAUCAGUAAUCUGUUACUAUAUGAUUUUGUUGCUGUGUGGUAUACUAUUGUAUCAUAAACAUGGUGAUUCUGAUGCAGUUACAGUUUACUGUGGUACAUAUUCAAGAACUAGCAUAGAAUUAAACAGAGUGCAAGGUGAGGGAGGGAAGGGUUUUGUUCUUGGUGAUUUAGAUGUGAAACCUCGACAGAGCAUCAUGUGAACUGACAUGGGGUGGUCAUGCUACUGUAUCAUUGGGAGUGAUGCCAGGAAUUUUAAUCAGCUUUUGUAAAGAGCAUCCAGAGAAGUAGUGAACUUAUUUUCAGUAUGACAUAGACAACAAUGUGAAUAUUUAAGGUCUGGGACUGUAGUUAAACUUCACUAAGGAUUUUCAGUAAUGUGUUGUGUUUUUUUGUUUGUUUUGUCUUUUUUUAGAUAUGGGAAUAAAGGUAAUUUUGUUGAAUCUUAUUGGUGCUAAUGACGGACAGUUAAACAGAUAGUGUAUAUGCUGUGGAUCAGUACACUUAGUACUUCCAGAAUUGACUUUGAAAUGCUAUGUAUUCACUUUUCACUCUGUAAAUGUAAUUCUUUACAAUGACUAUUUAUUAAAAGGCAGUCAGUCGUGAUUUUUACAGGAUUGUGUGAACUAUUCAAACUCUUCAACCUCUGAACAAGAUGCUAAAAUCACAAUGGGGCAAAAUGUGUGAAUCCUCUUAGGUUUCCUUUCCACUAAAGAAAACCCUUGAUUCAUAUCACCAUGAAUUUGCUUGAAUCAUCUUGUUUGCAUAAAAUAGUUCAUCUGCAUGGUUCCAUUAGACUCUACCAAAGAAAAAAGACUCAAUGAAUGGACAUUCUCUUGUGAGUCUUGUAAGUAGCCAUAAAUAACCAAAAUAGUAUCAAACUUAGGUGUGAAAUUUCACAUGUGCGAAGUACUGUUAAGGUGAUAAAUUUUUGAUGAGUUUUUUAAUACUUGAAAAUAUUAAAAAGCAUUAUCUUUAAA